CUGUGGCGGGGCCGCCGCCCGCGCUCACAGGGCAGGAUGGAGACGGAGGGCCGGGUACCGGAACCGGCGCUCCCCGCCGGCGGGGAAGGGCCCGGAGCCGACUCGCAUCUCGCUGCGGGUGCCCUCGGCACGGCCCGGGGGCCGCUGCUCGCCGCCGCCGAGGUGCUGGCCCUGGAUGAUGAGGAAGACGACCUGGAGGUGUUCAGCAAGGAUACAUCUCUGACUGAGGUAAACUCAUUCAGUCCUUCAGUGCCAAUAUCCCCCUCAUCAAUGAUAAACCAGUAUAAAUUUGAAGAUGGGCCAGAAUUAAGAGAUCUCUUCAUUACAGUGGAUGAUCCCGAAAGCCACAUUACAGCCAUUGAAACAUUUAUCACAUACAGAGUAGUCACAAAGACAACCCGUGGUGAAUUUGACUCCAGUGAAUAUGAAGUCCGAAGACGAUACCAGGAUUUCCUUUGGUUGAAGAGCAAACUUGAAGAAGCACAUCCAACACUGAUCAUUCCUCCAUUGCCUGAAAAAUUCAUAAUGAGGGGAAUGGUGGAACGAUUUAGUGAUGAAUUCAUUGAGACUCGAAGAAAAGCUUUACAUAAAUUUUUGAACCGUAUUGCGGAUCAUCCAACUUUAACUUUUAAUGAGGACUUCAAAAUUUUUCUUACUGCUCAAGCCUGGGAACUCUCCUCCCACAAGAAGCAAGGUCCUGGUUUGCUGAGCAGGAUGGGACAGACUGUCAGAGCUGUAGCAUCCUCAGUAAGAGGAGCAGUUAAAAAUCGUCCUGAAAUGUUUACAGAAAUGAACAAUUACAUGGAAACAUUUAGUCAGAAAAUAAACUUACUAGAUAAAAUAGCUCAUAGGAUUUACAAGGAAGAAAGGGACUACUGCAGUGAGAUGAAGGAGUACGGCCCCAUCCACACGCUGUGGUCGGCGUCGGAGGAGGCCAUAGGCGACUCCCUGAAGGGCCUGGCCGGCUGCAUCGAGCGCUGCUGCAGGGCCACGGAGAGGAGGAUGGCAGGGCUCUCAGAGCACCUGCUGCCCAUGCUGCAUGAGUACGUCCUCUACAGUGACAUUCUCAUGGGUGUUUUGAAAAGGAGAGACCAAAUUCAAGGCGAGCUGGAUUCCAAAGUUGAUGCUUUAGCCAAUAAAAAGACAGAGAAGGAUCUGUUCUCAGAAGAGAUUGGGAAACUUGAAGACAAAGUUGAACGUGCCAAUAAUGCUCUGAAAGCGGAUUGGGACAGAUGGAAGCAGAACAUGCAGUGGGAUAUGAGAUCAACAUUCACAAAUGUGGCUGAGAAUAAUCUCCGUUACUAUGAAGAGUGCCUUGCUACGUGGGAGUCCUUCCUAGCAUCUCAAACAGUGGAUCUUCACGUGGAUGAAGAUUCUGAAGACAAGCCUUGAGAAAUAUUUCUGCUUGAUCUCUGCCUUUUCCAUGCAGUUUCUCCCAACCAAAGUGCUUUAUAUGAGAUCAGAUAUAUUAUUAAAUUUAACUGUUAAAAUCAGUGAAAUGCAAGAAACCAGCUUAUUGUACACUCAGGUAUUCUAGUCCUGAAAUACAUUUUGAAACAUGCUAUAUAUUGCUUUAUAUUGCUUAGCUCUGAUUUUACAUAUUUUUAUGCAUUUGCAUACAAUUUUUUUCAUAAAUAUUGUGUAAUUUUGAUAUAAAGUAUUUUAAAUAUGUAAAAAUAGCUCCAUUUUAAUAAAAAGUUGACUAAGGAAA
Molecule: messenger RNA, 1711 nt
Organism: Melospiza georgiana
Lineage: Eukaryota; Metazoa; Chordata; Aves; Passeriformes; Passerellidae
Gene: SNX7
Product: sorting nexin 7
Exons: 9
Coding region: 37-1392 (451 amino acids)
Molecular function (GO): phosphatidylinositol binding
Source: RefSeq, a predicted model, not a curated record